Molecule: messenger RNA, 1416 nt
Organism: Salvia hispanica
Lineage: Eukaryota; Viridiplantae; Streptophyta; Magnoliopsida; Lamiales; Lamiaceae
Product: serine/threonine-protein kinase WAG1-like
Biological process (GO): protein phosphorylation
Molecular function (GO): ATP binding; protein kinase activity
Source: RefSeq, a predicted model, not a curated record
CAAUCAAUGGAUCAAAACGACCCAAUCUACUCCUUAACCGACUCCGACCUCGACCUCAGCUUCACCUCCACCACCACCACCACCACCACCACCGCCACCACCCUCUCCGCCCGCUCCAGCUUCAACGAAUCCCGCCUCUCCCCCUCCCCCACCCCCACUCCCCACCCCCGCCCCCACCGCACCCACCACAACCCCAACUACACCGCCAUCGCCUCCACCCCCUCCCUCCACCUCCGCGACCUCAACCUCCUCCGCCUCCUCGGCUCGGGAAACCUCGCCCGCGUCUUCCACUGCCGCCUCCGCAGCCACGACCAAUCCAACUUCGCCCUCAAAGUCAUCGACCGCGAAACCCUAACCCCCAAAAAGCUCGCCGACGUCGAAACCGAGGCCCGAAUCCUCUCCUCCCUCGACCACCCCUUCCUCCCCACGCUCUACGCACGCGUCGAGGCCUCGCACUACACGUGCCUCCUCAUCGACUUCUGCCCCAACGGCGACCUCCACUCCCUCCUCCGCCGCCACCCCCGCCGCCGCCUCCCGCUCCGCUCCGUCCGAUUCUUCGCCGCCGAAGUCCUCCUCGCCGUCGAGUACCUCCACGCGCAGGGGAUCGUCUACCGCGACCUCAAGCCGGAGAACAUCCUCCUCCGCGACGACGGCCACGUCAUGCUCUCCGAUUUCGACCUCUCCUUCCAAUCCGACGUCUCCCCAGCCCUACACCGCCACCUUGAAAUCGCCUCCACCUCCAACUCCUGCUUCGGAAACACGCGGUCGGAAACUCACAUCGCGGAAUUCUCAGCCGAGCCGACCGCGGCGUUCUCGCGAUCGCGCGUCGGGACGCACGAGUACCUCGCGCCGGAGCUCGUCGCCGGCGAGGGGCACGGCAGCGGAGUCGACUGGUGGGCGUUCGGGAUCCUGAUCUACGAGCUUCUCUACGGAACGACGCCGUUUAAGGGCGGGAGCAAGGAGAGCACGCUUCGGAAGAUAGCGGAUUCGGAAGAGGUGAGGUUUCCGGCGGCGGAGGCGGCGGAGGAGGACGGCGGCGGGAUGGCGGCGGCGCGGGAUUUGAUUGAGAAGCUGCUGGUGAAGGAUCCGGCGCGGAGGCUAGGGUGCGCCAAGGGUGCGACGGAGAUAAAGCGCCACGUGUUUUUUAGCGGGAUAAAGUGGCCGUUGAUCAGGACGUACCGGCCGCCGGAGGUGGGGGGAGCGCUGCCGCGGCGGUGCAUUUGGAAGAGGCUAAGGGAUUUUGUGAGGGUUAAGGGGUCGUCGUCUAAGUAUAGGUUGAACUCUAAUCAUAAUUGUUACUCUUAUGUUAAUCACAAGAUGUGAGGUUUUUGGUUGAUUUGUGAAUAUUUGGUGUAAAUUAAGUUGUAGAUGUCAAUGAGCAAAAGUUCAAAUAGCAAGAGAUUUACGUCGUUCAGU